Molecule: messenger RNA, 2157 nt
Organism: Pollicipes pollicipes
Lineage: Eukaryota; Metazoa; Arthropoda; Thecostraca; Pollicipedomorpha; Pollicipedidae
Product: retinal homeobox protein Rx1
Exons: 4
Coding region: 1-729 (242 amino acids)
Biological process (GO): positive regulation of transcription by RNA polymerase II
Molecular function (GO): DNA-binding transcription factor activity, RNA polymerase II-specific; RNA polymerase II cis-regulatory region sequence-specific DNA binding
Source: RefSeq, a predicted model, not a curated record
AUGGCGGCGCGGCGCGCCGGCUGGCGGCCGCCGCUCUCGGGGCGGAAGCAGUGCCUGGCGGCCCGCCCGGCCGGCCCGGCCGUGCCCGACCGGCCCGCACGUGAGCGGACAGCGCUGCCGAAGGGCACGUGCGCCGCCGCGCGACGGCCACGACACCGACCGGGUCCUGAGAUGGCCUCAGGCAUCGAGCGUGCCGAAGACACCGUGGCGCGGGGCGGCUCGGACGAGGCGCGCGGCAGCGACCGGGACGACCCCGACACGCUGAAGGCGCUCGACGACGCCAAGUCGAAAAAGCACCGCCGCAACCGGACCACGUUCACCACGUACCAGCUGCACGAGCUGGAGCGGGCCUUCGAGAAGUCCCACUACCCGGACGUCUACAGCCGCGAGGAGCUGGCCAUCAAGGUCAACCUGCCGGAGGUCAGGGUGCAGGUAUGGUUCCAGAACCGGCGCGCCAAGUGGCGGCGCCAGGAGAAGAUGGAGGCGAGCCAGCUGCGUUUGCAGCAGGACUACCCGCUCUCGCCGCCCUUGAGCAGCCUAGCUGGCCCACUCGACCCGUGGCUCGCUUCGUCUGUGUUCGGCUCGACGCUGAUGCAGACGCUGCCCGGCUUCCUAGCGCAGCCGCAGACGCCGUACCCCAGCUACCUGACGCCACCCAGCUCGCUGACGCCGCCUCUGGCGCGGCACGAACCGCGGCAGGGCGCCGCCCGACCCAGCCCCUCGCCCUGAGCGGGCUACACGCGCUGCGGCGUCAGGGGGCGCCGCGGCGUCGGACGUCAUCCAGGGCGGGGCACGGGUGCAAGUCUUCGCUCCUGUUGGUCGGGUCUGCAGACCCCUACAUGGCCGGACGGACCCUCCGGGUCACGGCGCAGCCUCUGGAGCCCCAGAGUCGGACACGGCUCUCGCCCGACCACGCUCUCUCGCCGCCAGGCUAUGGGUGGCUGUUCAGCGGACAGGAUCUGCGGGCGAAUGGUGUUGCCAUGAGCGAGUCCCAGCAACGCGUCAGUUCAGACGCGUCAGUUCAGUCAAACUCGAGGGAACGUUUCGCCGGCAGCUCUCAAUGUGGUCCGUUGCUGUACGCUGUGCGAAGAAGAAUGGAUCACAACGUCAUGAUGAGAAGCGGCUGACAGUGGGGACCUCGGCGGGAUCCCUACCCAGCCUGACAGCACCAGCCGGAAAGGCGAGCCAGAACUCUAGCGAACGACCGAUGUCAAGAACGUUCGGGCGGCGUCAACGCAGACGCACGACGAAAUGCAAUCUUGCUUAGUAAACCUCGAAGAUUUAUGGAACAGAACGGACUCUGCCCGAGAUCGCCGCCGCUGCCGGCCUGUGCAAGACCUACCUUCGUGGAUUCUACGCAAGCUCACGUAAGGUGGGAUAGCAAUUUGUUCAGUUGUGCUAACUUCGUGAUCAGGACUUUUUGGGUUGCCAUAUGAUGGACCAGUCAAAACGCCAUGAGGCCCAAACCAUCGAUGUUUGUGUACAGUGUUUGUGUGUCAUUUCAGGAAAGAAAUGGUAGAAAUUGCCUUUUUUAAAGGAAGUCUUCAGGGUAUUGCUACUUAUUUGCUAUUUAUUUUAAUUAUUUAAAUGCAUCACUUGAAAGGUCUUCAGCUUGAUCCAGUAAGUGCGUUCAUAACAAAACGCACUUGUCAAGUUAACAGGCAGGUGUCCCACAUGGUUCAUUUCAGUAAUUGCUGAGGACGGAUCAGUCUCCAAAAUUCUACGAUGCUAGUUUUUGCAACCAGCAGGAAAGGCAACCCCUCUUUGCUUCUUGAUCUUAAGUGGAUCCUACGCCCAUUUGCCUGUUGCUUGGUCCUUAUUUGCCAUACAUGUGAUAUUUAUGUAAUGUCUGUUAUAUGAAUAAAGUAAUAGUGUCGCUCGUGAGACCUUGUUAAUGACACUGUAUUUGCUGUUCGUAUAGUAUAGAAUCAUAACGUGGACCUGUUGACCUCAUUGUAUGGAAAUGUGCUUAAAAGCGAAGAAGAAUGCGAGCAUUAAGCGACUGUGUCACACAACCUCCUCUUGGCCGUUCUCCAAUGCUAGUUCCAAAUCGGCUUAGCUGAUCGACAACGGCCUCUCCUCCCGACCUAUUAUUUCAUCACAGCCGCAUUGUCAUUAUCGAAUGUUGCCCAUUUACCGUGAACUCGUGUAAAUAAA